Molecule: messenger RNA, 531 nt
Organism: Penicillium soppii
Lineage: Eukaryota; Fungi; Ascomycota; Eurotiomycetes; Eurotiales; Aspergillaceae
Product: MBL fold metallo-hydrolase
Exons: 1
Coding region: 1-531 (176 amino acids)
Source: RefSeq, a predicted model, not a curated record
AUGCCCCUCCAGACCUACCACCAUUCAGCCUCCUCCAAGGGACUCGGCAGUGUUACCACACUGAUAGUGGGUGCCAAAGAGGCCGUGUUGAUCGACGCUCCUUUCCUCCUUCCUGAUGCCAAGUCUGUCAUUAGCUGGAUUCAAGCCACUACCGACAAACCUCUCAAAGCGAUUUUUGUCACCCAUCACCAUCCUGAUCAUUUCUUUUCGGCCAAUCCUAUCCUCGAAGCCUUUCCAUCGGCCGAGUUCUACGCAGCACCCUAUGUGCUUGCAGGAAUCAAUCGCGAAUAUGACGACAAAGUGAGCUAUUGGCCUACCGUUUUUGGCAAAGAUAACGUCCCCGAGGCACCUAGAAAGCCAAAGGUAUUUGACUUUUCCUUUUUCAUGUUUGAAGAUAAUCCGGGUAGCCCUGUGGUUCUCCUCGGUCCACUGCAAGGCGAUUCAGUUGAUCAUACAAUAUUCUGGAUGCCAAGUGAGAGAACAGUCGUAUGUGGUGACACAAUUUAUGGCAGAAGUACACAUGUUUGGUAA